Trypanosoma conorhini is the source of this 816-nucleotide messenger RNA. RefSeq lists its product as uncharacterized. Lineage: Eukaryota; Euglenozoa; Kinetoplastea; Trypanosomatida; Trypanosomatidae. Bases 1 to 816 code for a protein of 271 amino acids. The transcript has a single exon. The record is from RefSeq and is a predicted model, not a curated record.
AUGGGACCCCAGAGCGACCUCGUGGAGCGUGUGGUGCGCAUGCAGCUGACAAGCCCUGGAUUUGCCGAGUACUGCGUGGCCCACGUGACGGAUCCCAAGCACAGAUUUCUCUUUGCGCAGGACGACGACAGCGCGGAGCGGCGCCUGUACGUCAGACUGUUGGGGCAACUAGGCGGCCAGGCGGCGGCGGCCCCGGCCGCUGCGUCAGGCGCGUCGGGCACGGCAGGGCCCGGCCAAGCCUCGGCGCUGUGGCUGUCGCUGCUUGACUGCUUCUCCUCGACGCGUGGGGUGCGUGGGCCGCACAUGCCGCACAUGUUCCGCACGGAGGGCGACCUCGCCGCCUUUCUGGACAUGCUGGACAGCGCCAACCGCGAUGGCGCCGCAAUCGAGGGAGUCGUGCUGUUCAUGCUGCGGCGCCUCCCCAUGACGGAGGCGUUCCUGUACGUCCUCUGGUACCUCUGCGACGCACGUGUGCACGAGGCGCGGAAGGAGAGGCGACACCGCGGCGAGGCCCACGACGCAAACGCCGUGGAUGCCGCCGCAGAGGACACGACGCUGCAGGCGGCCGGGACGCUGCUGUUUAUCGCCAACAUGCUGCUGCUGAAGCACGAGGGGUUGGAGUCGCCGGUGCGGUACAUAUCCGUGUUUGAGGCCUACAUGCAACGGAUGGUGGAGGCGCUGGCGGGAGCGGCGCCGCGGGACUCACCGGUCGCCGCAUUUGUGCGCGAGACGGUGGCGGUGUGGUGCGACGGCGGCGUCUUUGCCGAGGAGACGCUGCUGCGCAUGAAGCGAGCCCUCGGGCCCGCCUCAGGGUGA